Boleophthalmus pectinirostris (great blue-spotted mudskipper) is the source of this 876-nucleotide messenger RNA. Its product is annotated as ladderlectin-like. The record is from RefSeq and is a predicted model, not a curated record. NCBI's taxonomy places the organism in Eukaryota, Metazoa, Chordata, Actinopteri, Gobiiformes, Gobiidae. Bases 60 to 671 code for a protein of 203 amino acids. The transcript is spliced from 9 exons.
UACCACGGACAAGAAAGUGAAGGGUUUCGUCGUCAGACUUCUGCUGCUUCAACUUCACCAUGAAACUGCUGGUGGUGUUUCUCCUCUUAUGUGCCACAGUGGCCCAUGGACAAGAUGAACCUGAGUUUGAGCCACAACUGCCUGAGGACUCACUUGCAGAGGAAGACCAACUGAACAGCUCGGAUGAGAUGAAAUCAGACGAUAUCGAUGACGCUGAAAUGAGUGAAGACAACUCUCUGGCUCAAGAAAAGAAUGCCGAGUCAAGGGGACAUAAAUGCGACAGAAUUGGAUCUCUAAGGCCUGGAGUGUGGUACAACUACAGGGGGCGUAACUACAUAUAUCUGCCCUAUCGACGGCCUUGGGCUUAUGCUCAGAACCACUGCCUGCAACUUGGUGGAACUCUCGCCACAGUUCACAACAGUGUUGUGAACUCUUUUCUGAAACGACUUGCCCAGGGAGACCCGGCUUGGAUUGGAUUCUCUGAUGCACAAUAUGAUAGGUUUUGGUUCUGGAUAAAUGGUGAACGCCUGGUCUAUGCAAACUGGUGCCGUGGAGAACCCAACAACUACCAUGGAAGACAGGACUGCGCUAUUAUCAACUGGACAAGAGCCAAGUGCUGGGACGACCAGAAGUGCAAACAAAGCUUCCCUUACAUCUGUGAAAAAAAGUAGCUAUGAACUACUGAGUUCACAUUAACAAUCAUACUUUUCACUUUUUCAUGCAAUAUAUAUCCAAAGAAAAAACAUAAAAUGAAGACCGAUGUUAGAGGUGGUCUGCUCUGAGGUCAUGUGACUCAAGAGCAGAAGGAAUGGAUCUGAAAGUUGCUUUAACUUCACUUUUCUUUUCUGUCAAAUGUGAUUAAAACGCUCAAGCAUU